Molecule: messenger RNA, 5603 nt
Organism: Paramuricea clavata
Lineage: Eukaryota; Metazoa; Cnidaria; Anthozoa; Malacalcyonacea; Plexauridae
Source: the annotation of a GenBank genome assembly
GUGAUUUGUAGUUAGCUAGUCUGGACUUAAAAUUGGCAGUAGAGCCAACACCUUGCAAACCACAAAGCACACACUCAGCAAGGAGUUAUUAGCACCAUCUAACCCAUAUAAGCCUAAUAAACUGGAAGGUGAAGGCUGCUACAAAUGUGAUGCCAAGCGCUGUGAUAGUUGUAAGAACUUUUUGAUUUUUGGCAAUUCCUUUCGUGCAGCUGCCACUGGAAGGAUAUUUCUUAUUUUAAAAUCUUUGACGUGCACUUCCAGUAAUGUAGUGUAUCUUGCUGAGCCCGACAUCAGCCUGCCAGAGCCAAUUUAUGUUCAUUAAGGUAGUAUAAAUUCUGCAUGAAUAUCUUUUAUUUUCAGGAACAUCAACGCUGAUGGCCAAUCUUCAAAAUGCACCAUAUGUUGUUCUCUUGGGUGAUGUUGGUACUGGCAAGUCGACCCUAUUGGAGAAGAUGACAGGAGAAACUGGCAGGAGUUCUGAUUCAUUCACGAGUUACACGAGAUCAUCAGAGGUUUUCUGGGUUCCUGACGGCAGCCUAAUCGUGGCUGAUACACCAGGAAGCAACGCACUGAAAGAGAAGCUUGAUCACAAUAUUGAGAUAGCAACCGCACUUAAUUUCAUGCAUGUCUCAAGAAUCUUUAUUGUAGUCAAAGCCGAAGCUCGUAUCGACUCUGUUAUCAGUAACGUUCGCACGUAUGCUGAUUGCUUUGUGGAGCUUCCUAUGGACGUGGUGGCGGUUCUUGUCACUCACAUGGAUACCCCUGGGCUUAAAUGGAUGGAGAAGGAUUUCACGCCAGAAAUAAAUGAGGAACUUGGAAUCGAUACAGUUAUCUUCAGCUCGAUAGACACAGCCGGUGAGACAUUGGUGUGCGACAUACUCAAGACCUGUACCGAGAAAUAUGAUCUCACAGUUGACAAUGAAAACCUUUUCAAGCUCUUCAAAAUCCACAACAACCACCGUAAGAUUCUGAAGUCUACCAGUGAUGAAGUGAAGAACUUUAAAGCGAAAAAGCAAGCUUUUGACGAGGCUAGAAAGGCGUUCAGUGGUAAGAAUCUGAAAUAUCUUCCCUAUACUAAUUAAUUGAUCAGUUAUUUUGUUUUUUAAUGGUUUUCUACAAAACACCAAGUUUAUUAUUUAUUUGGCAAAGCUUUCGUUGCCUUGGUAGCCUAAGUAUAUUAUAUCAAUCCUUGUUUUCCCUUCCUGGAAUGCGGCUAGAUGGAGGGAAAGAGGGCCUGACACAAAUCCCUGCCUGGCGCAAGUAUAGAAAAGCCAAAGAAAAGGAAAUUUUAAUUUGUCUUUUUGAUUGUUUAAUACUAAUUAUCAUUAUACUAUUGUUCAUGAUAUAGCUAUGUUAGUAGCCUCAACUAUAAUAUAUUAUAGCUAUAAAUUGACAUUUCCUCUGGGACAUUUUGAUUAGCUACUAAAUAUAAACUCUUGGGGGCGGAUAUAGCAAUCAGAUUAAGAUUUGUGUCAGACUCUAUUUAAUAAAAUAUAGAGCCUGUACUCAGGCUAUUCCUUUAAUUGAAGUCAAGGAAUUUUUAUAUCAGUUCUAAUACGCAACUGCACAGAACACGGAUUUAACAAUCACUGGCAAUCAUUGACAGUAUAUGAAUUUUAAUAUUAACCGAUAAUAUAAGUAAUUGUAUACAAAAAUAUGCAUAUAUGGUUCUGCUUAUCUCAAAAAGUUGCCACUACAGCCUUCUUCAUUCAAGAGGAAUUCGUUCACGUGGCCCUGAUUUAAUUCGUUUAAUUAGUAUAUAUAUAUAUAUAUAUAUAUAUAUAUAUAUAUAUAUAUAUAUAUAUAUAUAUAUAUAUAUAUAUAUAUAUAUAUAUAUAUAUAUAUAUAUAUAUAUAUAUAUAUAUAUAUAUAUAAACAGUUUUGUUUUUCGUUAUAGAUAACAGAGUGCUCAAUACUACAAAUUAUUUAGCAGAGCGAAUUAAUUUGUUAUCUUAAAAUGUUUCAAUUUCUCGCGAGUGGCAUGAAACUUAAAGUAGCGAGAAAUUGAAACAUUUUAAGAUAACAAAUUAUUAUAUAUAUAUAUAUAUAUAUAUAUAUAUAUAUAUAUAUAUAUAUAUAUAUAUAUAUAUAUAUAUAUAUAUAUAUAUAUAUAUUAAAUUAUAAUUUUUACAAAAUUAUACAGUGUUCUCCGGAUUGUAAUUAUUUGUUUUGAGCUUUCGACUCGGUAUUUCGAGCCUUCAUCAGAAAGAUUGAUCAUUUGAAUUUUCGCGCUGUUGUUGACGCUGUUGAAGUCUGUGGGAACGUCUGAUUGGUUGAUGGAUUUCAGUAUGGUGGUUGCCAUUGGUUACUAUCGAAUGCGGGUGAUUAUUGUUAUCAUGAGACGGUGUAGGGAAGGAAGUUGAGGGGGAUGAAGAUGAAUUAGGAGAUUUGUGAGAGCGUUUCAGUUGUAAGUAAAUUGUAGGGAUGUCAAUGUGACGGUUAAAUGUUUGUUUGUCUAAACUAUGCCACGCUUCUUUAAACUCACGGGCAUGUUUAGUAGUUGCUUGUCCUAGGCAUCUCGUUUGAGACCAGUCGAAUUUAUGUCCGUUGUCGUCUGCAUGUGUGUUUAGCUGGAAGUGAGCUAUGGUCGUGUCUGUUGAUUGCGUUCUGGUGUUCUGUAGGUCUUGUCUGAAUCUUUUUAGAUGUUUGUCCAAUGUACUUAUCCGGACAUAUUAUCCGUUAUAUGUGUCUUGUCUUUGUGUUUAGUGAAGUUGGACCUAAGUUUGCAUGUUGGUUUGUGUGCAACGUCAAUGUUGAAAGGACGGAGGAGUCUAGCUGCCAUUUCUGAUGUAGUGUGUGUGUAAGGAAGUGUAAUUCUCGUUUUUGUUUGGUUAAGUCGGUCCGUGUUAGUUUGUUGUUUAUGUUGUAGCACCUUAUUAAUGAAGUCUAAAGGGUAGUCAUUUUUGUAAAAAGUAGAGUAUAAAUACUUGCGUUCGUCUUGUUUGGAUUGAUCAGUGUUACAAUGUGUGUCAAUUCGGUUGAAAAGAGUCUUUAUGCAACUGACUUUGUGUUGUGUUGGGUGAUUGCUAUUGUAAUUUAAAAUUUGAUCAGUGUGUGUUUUCUUGCGAUAAACUUGUGUGGUUAAAGUGCCGUUGUCUGUUUUUGUUAUUCGGACGUCCAAAAAUGCGAGUUUGUUGUCAUGUUCUUCUUCUUUGGUAAAUUUGAUGUUCUUAUAGUGGUGUUGUUAAUUGUUAGUAGGAUGUCGUCUGUUUUGUCCUUUUUGACAGUGGCAAGUACAUCGUCUACAUACCUGUCCCAUGUUUUAAUGUCGUCAUUGUUUGAACAGCUUUACUUUCCAGAUCUUGCAUCACUGCCUCAGCAAGGAAACUGGAAAGUGGUGACCCCAUAGGAGUGCCGGAGAUUUGUCGGUAGUAAUUGUUCUGGAAGCAGAAUUCAGUUGAAAGGCAUAAGUCAAGUAAAUCAAGAAUGUCUUGUAUAUUAAGUUGUGUCUUUGUUUGCCACGACGUAUUGUUAGUAAGUAGUUUUUCAGUUAUUAGUCGUGCAGUGUCAAGUGGGAUAGAAGUGAACAAAGAGACAACAUCAAAGAAAAUCGUGAUUUCAUCAGGUUCAACGUGGAUGUCUUUUAUUUUCGACAGAAAGGCGUCAACAUUCUUAACAGAGUGUGGUGAUGUACUCACCAGAGGUUUGAGGAUAUCAGCGAGGUAUUUUGACAAGUUGUAGGUGGGGGAUCCAGGUAGAGAAACAAUUGGUCGGAGAGGAUUAUUAUCUUUAUGAAUUUUUGGAAGUCCGUAGAAUUUAGCGAUUGUUGCGUCUUUGGGUCUGAUUUGAUCAGAACACCAGAACGCAAUCAACAGACACGACCAUAGCUCACUUCCAGCUAAACACACAGACGACAACGGACAUAAAUUCGACUGGUCUCAAACGAGAUGCCUAGGACAAGCAACUACUAAACAUGCCCGUGAGUUUAAAGAAGCGUGGCAUAGUUUAGACAAACAAACAUUUAACCGUCACAUUGACAUCCCUACAAUUUACUUACAACUGAAACGCUCUCACAAAUCUCCUAAUUCAUCUUCAUUAACCUUUAACCCACCCUCAACUUCCUUCCCUACACCGUCUCAUGAUAACAAUAAUCACCCGCAUUCGAUAGUAACCAAUGGCAACCAACACACUGAAAUCCAUCAACCAAUCAGACGUUCCCACAGACUUCUACAGCGUCAACAACAGCGCGAAAAUUCAAAUGAUCAAUCUUUCUGAUGCAGGCUCGAAGUACCGAGUCGAAAGCUCAAAACAAAUAAUUACAAUCUGGAGAACACUGUAUAAUUUUGUAAAAAUUAUAAUUUAAUAAAAUGCCUGGAUUACAAAUCUUCAAAUCUAUUAAAUAUAUAUAUAUAUAUAUAUAUAUAUAUAUAUAUAUAUAUAUAUAUAUAUAUAUAUAUAUAUAUAUAUAUAUAUAUAUAUAUAUAUAUAUAUAUAUAUAUAUAUAUAUAUAUAUAUAUAUACAGGGUCGGAGUUGUUCUCAGCAGUGUCAAAAUUAUUAUGAAAUUUCUAUUAAUCUUUAAUAGGAAAGGAUUUGGUUGACCUUGUUUUCGAGUUCCAGGCUUACAUGACCGAAGAAAUUGUUGAAGCCCAGAAAAGAAUGUCUGAUGUAAACAACUUCACUUUUGAUGGAGAUGGUGCAGCAAAUGAAGCUGGUCAUGUUGCCAACAUGGUGAAUCAACUUCGCGUGGUGCUUUACGAUAUCAGAACAGAAUGCACUGGAUUCCAGAAUGAGCAUGGUGUUUCUGAAUUGCGAAAGUGUCCACACUGCGGUUUGAUUUGGACCAGAGUUGAAGGUUGUGAUGGAAGUACAGAAUGUGGAAGACAGCCCAGCUCUGUCAACGACAUCAGGGACUCCUCGUUUGCAGUCCUAGCAACGUUCGCAUUCAGUUGGGUUGGUAACAAGCUUAAUAUCGCCAAGAGCGGCGAUAAAAGUGUGAAAUCCGAGAAGAGUACAAAGCCCAAUAAAGGAUGUGGCAAGUCGAUCACAUGGAGAGAAAUGCCGCCAGUUGAUAUUCCGCCCGAAUUCAGGGAAACUGUGAAGGUUUGUACAAGCGAUAUCAAGAUGCUACCAACUGCUGCUGAAGGUUUCAAAGAAAAGCUUACUAACAAAUUAGAUGCUUCUAAAAAGAAAAUGAAGCUAUCAGGAAGGCCAAGUCCGGUUUAAGAUGAUAUAUACAUCUGUCAGACACAUUUCAUCAUAUUGUUAAACCUUGAAUGCUUGAUUGAACAUGCAUGCAUGCAGUAUAAUGAAUGAACUUAAAAAAUCAGAAUAAGACAAAUAAUAAACAUAUUUUAGGUAGACAUAAAUAGACAUUUUUAGGUGGUUUCUUAUACCUUGAUAUUAAAACUGUUUAGGACUGAUUUGUGAAAUGUCAUUUGCACACGUAAAAAUCUACAAUUUGUUACAAACCUGCGCAGCACACUUGUACUAAUGCUAUUCCAACAAGUUGUCAGCGGUUGUUAAAAACUUGCUACAGGGUUGUUUAAUUCAACAGACCCGUCACAAGUUGUUUUAACAGACCCGUCACAAGUUGUUUUUAACAACUUGUGUAUAAAAUGUAAUUCCGCUCGAAGUUUAAUGAACUCUCCAUUGACAUGCUGCU